UUUGUUCGGUUCGUUGGCCCACGUUUGCGUAAAAGUAGCACAAAAAUUUACUUAAAAUAAAUAAACGACAAAAAUAUUGGAACGCCAGACGUUGCUGCUGCUGCUCAACUCAACUCAUUGCUGUAACAAUUUCGGUUUUUAGUUUGUUGUGUGCUGCGUACGAAGGCACAAUGUGGCCGAAACUCAAUUUAAGCUGCCUAUGUGCAUUAUUUGUGUGUUUGCUAAGUGUCAUACUGUUCACACAGACUGUGGCCGGCGCAUCUGGAGAUUCGGUGUGCAAAGAUCUAAACAAUUUCAAUUGCUAUGUGGGACGCAAUGAGGGCAACUACUGCAAUAGCAAGGAUCAAACGAAGGCAUUGACACGCUGGUAUUAUGACAAAGGCGUCUGCCGUCCCUUUGGCUAUCGUGGCUGCAAUGGCAAUCGCAAUCGCUUCUGCACGCAGGAGAGCUGCGAGGCACGCUGUGGCAAGCGCUGAGCUCAACAGUUGCACAUUCAAUUACGCACAUCCACUUAGUUGUUAAGUUUGUAUGCAUAGGCUAAGCAAUCAAGCGCAAAUAGUAGCAAAGCAAUAAAAAACAAGAGUACAAA
Messenger RNA from Drosophila busckii, 589 nucleotides. Its product is annotated as major allergen Ani s 1. The record is from RefSeq and is a predicted model, not a curated record. The transcript is spliced from 2 exons. The coding region runs from base 171 to 476 and encodes 101 amino acids. Gene Ontology annotation, molecular function: serine-type endopeptidase inhibitor activity. NCBI's taxonomy places the organism in Eukaryota, Metazoa, Arthropoda, Insecta, Diptera, Drosophilidae.